AUGGAUCAGCUGACUCCUGGAGAGAGAAGCAUGGAUCAGCCUGCAACCAAGAUACCCAUUUGUUGGGAAAGAUGUGUUCGAUGCUUACACAAACAAGUUGAAAAAUCAGAAGACGGAAGACUGAUUUAUACUGGGAAUUUGGCCCGAACAGUAUUUGGUGUGAAAUGUUUCUCUUAUUCUACAAGUGUGAUCAGCCUUACAUUUCUACCAUACAUUUUUGCCCCAAAUAAUGUUGUAUUUGGAAGUCUGCCUUUGCAAAUCUUAUUUUAUGGCAUCAUAGGAAGCUUUACACUGAUCACUCCAGUCCUGCUUCACUGAGUUACAAAAGGCUAUGUCAUUCGGUUGUACCAUGAGGCCACGACAGAUACUUACAAAGCCAUUACUUACAAUGUUUUGCUUUCAGAAACCAGUACUGUGUUUCAACAGAAUGAUGUGAAGAUUCCAAGCAGCACACAUCUGUUUACCACAUUUUAUGCUAAAACAAAAUCACUGUUAGUUAAUUCAGGUCUCUUUCCAAACCCCAAAGACUAUGACCAUCUAAUGGGUUAUGACAAACCAUUCACUUUUGAUAUGGAAGAAACCAGUGAAAAGAAACAGCUUGAAGAUGAGAAAUGAGUCUGUUGUUUUUAUGUUUGUGCUUAAAUGUGAUUUAUUUUCCCAUG
This is a messenger RNA of Myotis lucifugus (little brown bat), 662 nucleotides long. RefSeq names its product transmembrane protein 70, mitochondrial-like. Gene Ontology annotation, biological process: mitochondrial proton-transporting ATP synthase complex assembly. The transcript has a single exon. Gene Ontology annotation, cellular component: mitochondrial membrane. The record is from RefSeq and is a predicted model, not a curated record. NCBI's taxonomy places the organism in Eukaryota, Metazoa, Chordata, Mammalia, Chiroptera, Vespertilionidae.